Messenger RNA from Adineta steineri, 1026 nucleotides. The record is from the annotation of a GenBank genome assembly. Lineage: Eukaryota; Metazoa; Rotifera; Eurotatoria; Adinetida; Adinetidae.
AUGUGGAUGUUUUUAACAAUUGCACCGAGAGAUCUUGCUGAACAAAAGAUUGAAAAUGAACAUCUAAUUGAAGAAUGGCAAGACUGGAUACUUGGUAAUGUCAUGAGUAUUAAUUAUUUGAAUAGUUUAAUGGUAUAUGCUUCAAAACAAGAUUUUGCUUUUACUAUACCGGAUGGUUAUUUAAUUCGAUAUAUACAAAAUAAAACAUCUUUUCAUGCAACAGUUUCUCAAUUAGCUACAGAGACACAUCAUGCGUUGAGUGGUGCACGUGAAGAUUUGAAUCGAGUACAUACCGGUUUGAAAUGGGUUCCUACACAAUUAAAAAAAAUGGUUUUAUUGAUGAAACGAGAAUCAUUUGAUUCACUGUUAAUGCUCUUUCCUGAUUCAUUUAAUGAAAUAGAAAAAGUAGCAAACGAAAGUCUAGCUGUACUUCGAAAACCAAAAAAAUCUUUUGAACAAGUAUUAGAACUUAUUACGGAAAUUGAUUAUCUAUUAACCACGACACAAACAGAUCAAAUAAUUUCUUUACAAGUAUCUGAUGUUAAAACUCAAUGGACAUAUUUAACUCAAAUGAUUAGAGAAUUAUCCGAACUAGCGGAAGUAACACGUAAUAAUUUUCUAUUCAAAUUCAACUUUAUUUUAGAACGAAUUCUUCAACCUGAUGUUGGAUUUACUGUUGCUUGUCGUGAUGUCAUUAUUUCAAUACUUUUACCAACAAUAAUUGAAAUUGAUCAAACAUCUGAUAUUCUUGAAACUAUCACAGAAGUUUAUAAUGAAAUAUCGUCGCGUUAUACGGAUGAAGAGUCAGGUGGUUAUGGACAUUUAAUUGAAUUAAAAAAAGAAGAAGAUCGUAAACGAUAUUUAAAUCAAUUCCGAUAUGAUUUACUGAAACAAGUUAUUGAAAUAGCACGACUUGCGUUACAACGACAUACAGAAUAUAUUCGACGUGAUAAUAAUCGAAAAGCAAAUUAUACAAAACUUUUAGCUGAAACUUCACCAGCUAAUUUAACAAAUCUAAUUAGUUGA